AUGGAAGUAUACAUUUGCACCCAACCAGAUGGGUCAUUCAAGUGUGAUUAUAGUCCUUCCGGUAUUGUAAAAGGGUUAAUUGCUUCAAUAUCAAAAACGGGAAGAAAAAUAACUAUGGACAAUUGGUAUACAUCAAUACCACUGACUAUUGAUUUAUUGGAAAAUCAUAAAUUGAUUAUUGUGGGAACCAUCAGGAAAAAUAAACGUGAAAUUCCGAAAUGCUUUCUAGAUACAAAGAAAAGAGAAGUAAAUUCAACUAUAUUCGGUUAUGGGAAAAAUAUUAUUUUAUUAUCCUACGUUCCACGUAAAAACAAAAAUGUUAUGCUAGUAUCUAUAAUGCACGAAAAAGGUUUGAUGAAAACUCAGAUAACAAAAAACCCGAAGUGA
Molecule: messenger RNA, 387 nt
Organism: Cinara cedri
Lineage: Eukaryota; Metazoa; Arthropoda; Insecta; Hemiptera; Aphididae
Source: the annotation of a GenBank genome assembly